Molecule: messenger RNA, 429 nt
Organism: Cryptosporidium muris RN66
Lineage: Eukaryota; Apicomplexa; Conoidasida; Eucoccidiorida; Cryptosporidiidae
Exons: 1
Coding region: 1-429 (142 amino acids)
Source: RefSeq, a predicted model, not a curated record
AUGACAAGAGUAGCAUUAACUAUUACAGAUUCUUGGGUAUUUAAAGAAAGAAACUCAAAUUUAAACUGUGGCAUUGAUAAGCAUUGCGAUGUUUAUGCUUUAGAAAACUACGAACCAGAGGUAGAAACAAAAAAAGAAAACAGUGAAGAAAAAUAUUCAGGUUGUAAUUAUCCAUACACUAAGGAUCAACUUUCUGACUGUUCUACAAUAGUGUAUUCAACUUCAUCCUCUCAAACUAACACUACAUCUUGUGAAGGUUUUAAUAUUUCUAAUGAUAAUAUAUUUGAUAACAAUGAAUAUAUAUGGCAAAAAAUAAUAGGUAUUAGGAAGAAAUUCACAUCUAUUUUUUGGUCAAUUGUAUCUUUAGAUGAUGAUAUACCUCUUUAUGAUUACAGCAUGCCAAUAAUAAAUGAAAUAUAUAGCGAAUAA